GGCAAGACUGACGUAAUAUCUCACAAUUGACAGUUCAAAGGCGUACACUAAUUUUUUUACGCCACUUCUCAAAGGAACCAAUCUUAUUAAUUUUUGUAUGUUGGUCGGAAUGAAUUUUUUCAUUCUAGCUAGACGAUAAACAAAGAUUUGGUUAUAAAUCUCGUUGGAUAUAAAUAUGAUUGAUUAAUCUCCUUAUCUAUGUACAGUCAAGGAAAUGGAACUGGACAAGUUAUUAUUACACCUUCGUUGCGAUUGUUGAAGGUGUUUGUAUACAUACACACACACACAAACGGAUAAUCACUACCCUUCUUGACAUAAACAGGUGAUUUGGAAAGUAUUGCAAAUAUGCCGAUCAGACGAAAUGUUGACCCGAUUCAUGUGAAGCGGAUUUGGAAUGCUAUAAGGACUGCAAAUCAUUCCCGAGUCUCGGCGGAUGUUACGAAAAUCAUUAGAUAUCUUCAAAAUAUAGAUAAUUAUACGGUGGCUCAAGUCGAACUGUAUGUAAAGCAGGCUGUGAACGAGAAACUGAUACUUCCCAAUAAAAAACACGAUCUUGGAAAUCAGACAUACAAAAUUCCUACCCAUGAAACGACGGAACUGGACGGGAAAGACUGGUAUUGCUUUGAAUGCCAUCUAGCAGGCGACGUAACCCCCUGUGCUAAAUGCUAUCGAGUGUUCCACCAAGACUGCAUAGGGGGAGCGAGAAAAAAGUUCGAGAACCAGAAGAACACCAACUUUGUACGGAUUCCCCCGAAACCUGCUACAGAGUCCAGCAUAGACACGGUCACUAUCAUUUGCGAUGACGACGAGCCUCUGGGUCAUUACGAAGCUAACUUAACUGCUCCUAGUUCUUGGAUUAGUAACGAGUCAGACAACAGGAGCAAUAUCAUUUUUGACGAAGAACUGUGUGCGAUCUGCAACAUAUAUCGGAUAGACAACAGCUGCGAGAUGAGCAAAACUGAAAUCAAUUACUUGCUGAAGUUUGUCUUGAACAGGAUAAGGGCUUGGCUACCUCACACCAUCACACACACCAUGGCUGCCGAAGAGCGCCCGGAAUGGUUGACAGAUGCUGAACUCACGUGGAGGGCGAACCAGCUCUUCUUCGAACACCGAGACAUGUCUGUUAUAGAGGUGAAGCUGAACACAGAAACAUAUUCGAUGUUUUCCGAGUUCUUGGAGGACGUCUAUAUUGUGCAGCACAACGUGGCCAUAUUUCAUGGAAUUGAAUCCCAAGAAUAUGGUGCAGCAGAGCUGAUGAUACGGGACACCAUCCACGACAUUACGGAAAUGAAGAAUUGCGUCGACUGUUACAGGCACAGCAACGAAAAGAUCAACAGCAAGUGGUUUUGUUUGCCGUGCAGACCGCCGCACACGCUCGUUUGGGCCAAGCAGAAAGGUUAUCCAUAUUGGCCUGCCAAGGUUAUGAAUGAGACUGAGACGCAUUUUGAUGUGAGAUUCUUCGGAGGGAAAUACGAACGUUCGGUGUUGUUGAAGAAUUGUGUGAAGCCCAUAACGAUGUCCAAAACAAGCCUGCAGGUAUGGAUCAUGAAAUUUAUUUUUGUUUGGUGA
Messenger RNA from Leptinotarsa decemlineata (Colorado potato beetle), 1569 nucleotides. Its product is annotated as zinc finger MYND domain-containing protein 11. Gene Ontology annotation, biological process: regulation of signal transduction; regulation of transcription elongation by RNA polymerase II. The record is from RefSeq and is a predicted model, not a curated record. Gene Ontology annotation, molecular function: DNA binding; transcription corepressor activity. Gene Ontology annotation, cellular component: nucleus. NCBI's taxonomy places the organism in Eukaryota, Metazoa, Arthropoda, Insecta, Coleoptera, Chrysomelidae.